This is a messenger RNA of Anisakis simplex (herring worm), 342 nucleotides long. Lineage: Eukaryota; Metazoa; Nematoda; Chromadorea; Rhabditida; Anisakidae. The record is from the annotation of a GenBank genome assembly.
AUGAGUAUUGGGCCAGGAAAAACACUGAAGAUGAACGUCAAAUCUAAUCAUUUGACCAGCGAUCAAGGCUAUAAAAUCGCUGCUAAAGCAAGCCGUACAUCGAAAUGUCCCCAAGGAUAUGAAACAAUCAAUGGAUUUUGUGAAGAUAUCGAUGAAUGUGCGUCUAAUCCGAACGUUUGCGGUGAUGAGGCGAUAUGCGUGAAUAACGAUGGUGGAUUUAAUUGUGAGAGGGAAUGUCCAGCAGGGUAUAAAGUGAAAUGGGAUGGGUCUUGUAAGGACAUUGAUGAAUGCUCGCUUGGUUUACAUAACUGCACUCGUGGAACACAAUGCACCAAUACCAAA